AGAUCCCGGUGGGAUGGAGGGGACCGGGAAGAUCCCAAUGGAUCGGGAAGAUCGGGAAGAUCCCAACAACCCCAAACUCCACCCAAGAACCGACCCCCUGUUCCCAAAUCCCGGGAAUUCCGGCCAGGUCUCCAAACUGGUCCACGCCAUCAAGAUGGGCUGGAUCCAGCCCCGGAAACCCAAGGAAAACGUUCCCGUUUUUUACGACCUCUGGGCUCGGGAAGACCCCGACUCCAUCCUGGGCCGGCACAAGAUGCACGUCCCCGCUCCCAAAAUGCCGCUGCCGGGCCACGCCGAAUCCUACAACCCGCCCCCGGAAUUCCUGCUCAGCCCCGACGAGGAAUCCGCCUGGCGUCUCCAGGAGCCCUGGGAGCGCCGUCUCCCGUUCCUGCCGCGGAAAUUCCGGAGUCUCCGCGCCGUUCCCGCCUAUUCCCGCUUCAUCCACGAGCGCUUCGAGCGCUGCCUCGACCUCUACCUCUGCCCCCGGCAGCGCCGGAUGCGCGUCAACGUGGAUCCCGAGGAUCUCAUUCCCAAAAUUCCCAGGCCGAGGGAUCUGCAGCCAUUCCCGACCACCCAGGCCAUGGUUUUCCGUGGCCAUUCCAGCCUGGUGCGGACUCUGAGCGUCUCUCCCAGCGGGCAGUGGCUGGUGUCGGGCUCGGACGACGGCACGCUGCGGUUCUGGGAGGUGAGCUCCGGGCGCUGCCUGCGGAGCGUUCCCGUCGGAUCCGUGGUCGGGAGCGUGGCCUGGAAUCCCAAUCCCAGCCUCUGCCUGGUGGCCGCCGCCGUGUGAGGACGAGCAGCUGUACAGCUGAAUCCGGGCCUGGGCGAUCGGCUCCUGGUAGCGGCCACGGAUCAGCUGCUGGAUUCCUGGGAAUGUCCGGAGGAGGAGCGGAUCCAGCCGAUCCCCUGGAUCCCGGCCGGCCCCGAGGAGCGCUCCAAGGGGAUCCGCCUGCGGCUGCCCCACGGAAAG
This is a messenger RNA of Cyanistes caeruleus (blue tit), 970 nucleotides long. The record is from RefSeq and is a predicted model, not a curated record. NCBI's taxonomy places the organism in Eukaryota, Metazoa, Chordata, Aves, Passeriformes, Paridae.